This is a messenger RNA of Cinara cedri, 5219 nucleotides long. NCBI's taxonomy places the organism in Eukaryota, Metazoa, Arthropoda, Insecta, Hemiptera, Aphididae. The record is from the annotation of a GenBank genome assembly.
UCCGAGUUUUCAUUUUGAAUUUGUUUGCUCAUUGCUAUAGUGCGUUAAGGAUGUACAAUAAUCGAUGUUCUAUUUUUAUUGAUUUUAUUAGCUUUUUCGUAAGCCAAAUAUUGAUUGAAUUUUCAAAUAGAUAAUAAUAUAUACCUAUGAUGAUAAUAUUACUUGUAAAAAAAACAUUGCUAGAUGGAAGCAUAACAGUCAAUGACCAAUUUGGGCUCGAGCCGGCCUAAAAUAUAAAUCCCGUAUUUCUCCGGCAGUCUAUUUAUAGUCAAUCGAGAUCGCUAUUAGAUUUUGCAGCAUUGUCGGCGGACCACGGUCUUAUCCAACUUCAGCAUAAUGGCGGUAAACUAUUUUUUUCAUUCAUGUUAAUUAAUUUUAUUAUAUUUAUUAUUAAUGUUGAGGUUUAAAACCAAUGGCCAAGAUGUAUUUAAAUGUAUAUCAAAUUUUAUCAGGAAUUUAAAUUUACGAUUUUUAUUGCAAUAUUUAAACCUGUAAUUUAAUAAAAAUAAAUAAAAUAAUUGCCUUUUUUUUGGAAUGAUUACAACUUUAUCAUUUUGUUCAAAAUUAAAUAAUGUAUACCUCUGUUUAUUUAUAAUCAUCUUAAUUCUAAUCUUGGUUUAAUUUACUCGCACAAAAAUGCUUUGUAUUUUGUGUACACCAAAUAUUUCGAGUAAUAUUCACAUCAAUGUGGUAGUUUAAUAUUAUAUUUUUCAUAGGUACUUUUAAUUAAAGAAAUUAUACUUUUGAUAGACUCCAAUAAAAAGCAACACAUACUUUUUUUUUAUUAAGGUUAAAUGAAAAAUUGUAUUUUAUUGUUUUGAAAUACUAUACUAUAUUCAUUAUUGGUGUAUCACAUUUAAUAUUAAGAAUAUCUAAUUAAUAAUUGUAUUAAAUAUUUUAUUAUAUAAUACACCUAUUUAUAUUUAAAUUCCUGAUGUAUAUUUUAAAUGCUUAUUUUAAUAUAAACUAUUAUACAUACUGUAUAUUCAAGUAACAAAAAUAAAUUAUACAAUGUAUUUUGAUGUGUUUUUAUUUAUGUACCUACUAAAUUUUUUUUUAUCUUUGUGUUUAUCUUUGUCACCCUUUUAAUCAUCCCAAUGUAUGCUUCUGUUUUAGACUUUAUUGGGUAUCCAAUUAAUUAUUACAAUGAUUGCUAUUAAUUUGAUACAUCGUCUUAGUCCAAUCUAUUCAUUUGCUCGAUGGACACUGUGUUCCACAGGGUGAGUAUUUUUAUAAAUCAUUGUUUUUUGUACAAGUAUUGACUGUUGCCAUUUUCAGAGUAGUUUAUUUAUUGUAUCCAAUGUUUUAAAUAUAUAAUAUGUUACAAUUAGUGACAUGCCUAUUUAUUUAUUAAAUAUGUAUAAUCUUUAACUUCCAAAAUAAAAUGUAUAAUUAUUUUUUUCAAUUCAUAGACUUGUUCGUUAUCUACAUCCUACAGAUAAAGAACUUAGACAGUUGUUAGGUUUAAAGAAAAAAGAUUCUAAACAAAAUAAACGUCCUUUGAAUGGACAUGGUGAAAAUAUUGAUGUAUUUCAGAUCCCCAAAAAUUUAGAUAUUGAUGUAAGUACCUAUUAAAUAUAUAUUCUUAUAUUUAAAAUUAUUUUGUAAUACAAAUGAAUUAUUACAUUUAUAUAAACUUAAACAAACAUAUUACUUAGGUAUAUAUAAUUUUAACUAUUUUUUUUAGUGGUUUGGUUUUUUAUUAUUAUUGUAAUAUUUUAGUUGGAAAGUCAACCUAUUCAAGAACAUGAAAUAUAUCAGCUCAGAUAUUUUAUGGAAUACCAAUGGCUAGUAAAUUUCUCUUUGUAUGCAGCUCUAGUCUAUUUUACUACUGAAAUAUACUCUUACUAUUCUCCUAUUGAAAAUGAAAUUAAUCUCAGUAUGCUGUGGUGUGCAAUUGUUAUAGUUUUUGCAUUGUAUCCUUUUAUUGAACAUAUUUAUCAACAAUGAGCUCUAUAUUUCACUAAAAUAUAUGAAAUAUUUAUAAUAAUUAUAUAUAUAUAUUGAGUAAAAAUUAAUAUUAAUGUUAAAUAAACAUUAAAAAAUAAAAUAAUACAAAAUUGUGAGUAUUAUUAGUUAUAUACCUAACCUAAUCUAACCUAUAGAAUUUGGUAUUAUACAUUUCUGAUUUAUGACUUCUUACUAAAACAGUUCAUAGUAUAUAUGUAAUAAUAAUAUUAAUUUUGGAUUUUAUGUGAUUAUAAUAUAAUAUUUAUGCUCAUUUUUUCUCCUAUGCAUAAAACCAUUAAAAUGUUAUUUUUCCUGAAUUUUAAAUAUCUAGCAAAAUUCUCAUGUCUUUGACUUUGUUAUAUUUCCGUGGUGGUUGUUAUUCAUCUGGUGAACGUUCAACAGUUAUAGUUGCUGCUUUUGUGUAUUUAGUUAUUGCUAUGAUUAUAUUAAUCAUAGACGAGUCCAAACUUGAUGUUCGUUUAGAUACUGCAUAUAAAAGCUUUAAUGAGAGCUCAAUAGAGUUUUUACACAAUCAUGGCCUUUCUUCACAGUAAUUACCAAAAUAAUUUAGUUUAGUCUAUUUUGAUUAUAUGUAUAUAUAUUUUUUUUCAGGGGUCCUGCAUCAAAAUUAAUUGUAAAAUUUUUCCUUGCCUUAUGGUGUGCUGUUACAGGUGCUAUGUUCGUAUUUCCAGGAAUACGUACUGCAAAAAUGCACUGGGAUUGUCUUAAGUAAUUAAAUUUUAAAAAAUUACUGUAAAUAAAUCAAAAUCUAUUGCAUUAAAAUAUAUAUUUGUCUUAAAUUAAAUUAAAUAACUUUUUUUGGUUUUAGGUAUUAUGAAUGUAACAAAUUAUACGGCAAAUAUUUCACUUAUAGUACAACAUUCAUGAAAGGUUUUAUGAAUUUUAGUUUGAUAACUCAUUUUUUACUCGUUCUACUUUGGGUUAAGCCAAUUGCUGUAGAUUUGUUGACAGCAAAAAAUCUUUCCGGAUUAAACAAACCAUUGUAAAUAUAUUUAAGUACACAUUAAACAUAAUAUUAAUUAUAAUUGAUAAAAAUAAUGUUAAGGCUUACAUUAGAACAGUUUGAAAGUUUAAGAUGUUGGGUGGUCGUAUUAGUAGUAGUUCAAAGGUUAUACAUGAUGCCUAUGUUCAUGCAAGCUUAUCUAAAUAUGGCCCAGGAGCGUCUAGAACAACAAAAAAAGGAAGCAGGGCGGAUCACCAAUAAAGAUUUGCAAAAACAGGUAAUAUUUUAGUUUUUUUAAACAUUAUGUAAUGAUAUUUAAAAUGUAUUAUUUUUUUAGGUGUCUGUGAUUUUUUACUAUAUGUGUGUUGUAGUACUGCAAUAUGUCAUACCACUUAUAAUGAUGUUGUUCUUUAUAUUCUUUUAUAAAACAUUAGGUAAUUUUCUGUGAAUACGUUUAUAAAAGUGUUGCAAAACUUAAGUCUACAAAAAAAUUAUCAUAUAAUGUUUCCCAUCUGCCCUCAUUAUGCUAGUUUAUUUGCCUCCACAAUAUACUAUUUGGUCAAUUUAAAUUCUACAACUAUCUCAUACACUAACAUAUAUAUUAUUCACUAAUUUGAUAAGUGCGGUAUUUAGUGAAGUAAUUUUUUAUUUUAUUUUUUUAUACAUUUCUCACCUGUAAGAAUCACAAUUAGCAUUAUGUAAAUUAACAAAUUAACCACAUUAAUUGAAUGUUAGUCUUGUAUUAAUGUAUUCAAACUAACUUUUUUAUUAUCCAUAUGCUGGGCAAGCAGCUACACCAUUCUAGGUACAAUACCAAGGAGACAAAGUUUCUGUUCUCUUGAAAUAUAUUAUUGCAAUAAAAAAGAAAAACAGAAAACAAUUAAAUACAUUUAUUUACUCUCUUUUAGAUUUUAGUUAUUGCAACUGCUUUACAAAAAAAAAAAAAAAAAAUGUAAUGUACUAGUUUUUAUUUUUUAACAGGUAAUUUUAGUUGGACACAAGUUAUUGUUAAUUCAUCACCCACAAUAUCUAAUAGUAUUCAAAAUUCAACAAUUGAAUCAAAUAUAACUUAUUUUUCUAUUCAGUCAUUAAAACAAGUAAUGUUAAUUAAUUUUAUUUAAAUUAAAUAUAUAUAAUUUGUAUAUGUGAUUAGGUGUUAACUGCAGAUGUCUACAGAGGAAUAUUCGGAUUUGCUACAUGGUGGAUAUGUUUUGCCUGGUUUUUAUCUUUAUCAGUUGGUGUUUUAUACCAAUCUUACUUAACAGUCUAAGUAAUAAUUCAAAUUAUAAAGUGUACAUAUAACUUUUGAUGGUAAAAUCUGUAAGAAAAUGAAUAUGUUAAGUUGAUUAAAAAAAACAACUAGUAGAGAAUUUUUAAGUUAAGAGAAAUAUAUAUUAAUUUUAUUAGUUGAACUUUAUACAAUCAAAAUAAAGUAUUAUUGUUUGAAUGUAGUUAUUUAAAAGUAUUCAUAUAAUAUAUAACAUAGAAGUAUUAUUUUGUAACAUAAACAAAUUUUAUAAAAUGUUAUUUGGUUUUAUUAUUAAUUUAUUUACACCAAUAUAUAUAUGCAUAUAAAGAAUCACAUUUUGUUUCAUCAGUAUUCUUAUUUAUAAAAUAUUAUAUUUUGAUAAAUAAUAUUAAUACAAUUUAAAAUUAUGGACUUGAGCAUUAAUAGCAACCUCAUUGGCUGGACCAAUUGCUAAAAUGGUUGCUUCAUCAUUUUCUGUAAAAGCAGAUGUUGGAAUGUCAUAUAAUUCGCAUUUCUUUUGAACACUUUCUAAAGUUGUUAAAUCUGGUACUCUUAAAACAAUUCUAGCACAUUUAGAGGGUAAUCCACCGCGUAUUUUAUUUUUAUUUAGUGCAAUGACUGAUACAACUGCACACUAAAACAAUCAUAAUUUUAUUUUAUUACAAAUAUUGAAUAAUUGAAUACAAUGAUAAAUUACUUAAAUUUAUUUUAUUUAAUAUUGAUUUAAAUAAUUAAAUAUAUGCUUGAAGAUUUUUAGUAAACAAAUUAAUGUGUUCACUUGGGGCAGGACCUAUAGCCAUUACGGUUUUGGAUCUAGGUGCAACUUGUGUACGACCGGCAUCUACCACUAUAUAUGUAUUCAAUUUUUUGUCAAUAGCUACUUUCUGAUAAUUCAACAUAGUUUCUUCAUCUGCUAUUUUGAAUAUAUCUACUGGUUUAUUGUUUGACUCCCAGGCAUUUAUUUCUUUUGGGUUUAACCUCAAACUUUCUUCAUAACAGUGUACAAUUGCAUGUGAACACUAGACAAUAAUACAUUAUUUUUAAAAUUCAUUCAAG